AACAUUGUAAAUCAACUAUACUCCAAUAAAAAUUAAUUAAAAAAAAACAAAAGGUUGAGAGUUACAAAAAAAAAAAGCAUCCCACCCAAGAGCCUUCUAAUGAUAUGGUAUGAACCUUUCAUUUUAUUCUCUCAGUUAUUAUAAAAAUUUAGAUGGUAAGUAUCUCUUAGAAAUAUGGAACUAUAGGACACGCUUGUCUCCUCCGCUGCCACCUGCUGCGGCCAGCGUCCACGCUGCACACAGCACGGCUGGCAAAGCCCACAGGCUAAGUGCUGAGGAGAAGUACCAGCUGCUGUCAGACCUGCGGGCCAUGGGGUGGAACGAGCCGGAAGGCCAGGAUGUCACCUUCCAGCAGUUCCAUUUCAAAGACUUCCGUAGGGCUAUUGGCUUCGUGAUGAGAGUGGCCCUGCAGGCUGAGAAACUGGACCACCAUCCUGAAUGGUUUAACGUUUACGACAAGGCCCACAUCACCCUGAGCACUCAUGCGUGUGCGGGCCUUUCAGAACUGGACAUAAAUCUGGCCAGCUUCAUCGAGCAGGUAGCAGUGUCCGUGACAUAGACCCUGCCCUUCCUCUCUGAGUUCUUCAGGGGAAAGGGGGGACUGAACUGGGGAUCCAGAGAGGGAACUGGGGAGCCCCGAAAUGUUGCUGCAGUCAAAACUGACAAGUCGAUCCUGUUGCCUCCGUUUAAAGGCAAGUCUCUGCCAUCGAAAAAGGCCAGCAUCACCGCCAACACCAGAACUUAGACCACUUUUCCCCACACCACUCUCUUCCUCCUUGGGGCUCUUUUACGUGUACACUGAUUUGAAUCAGUUCUUCUCUUGCUUUACAACUUUCCAGCGACAGCAACGAUUUCUUUCCAGGCGGUGUCUUGCUCCCUUCCUGAUUCAUUUCCCAAGAAGCUGUGAUGGAAAAGUGUGUCUAAGAUAAAGUCUGAUCUUAGAAGCCAGAACCUUAAAGUCAUCCUCAUCCUAUGUGACAGACAUGCAUGUGCUAUUAUGCCUCCAAUAAAAACACUGUUUCACUUGGAAAAAAAGAAAUAUGGAAGUAUAAAGUUCAAAAUUUCCACUCCUUUAUUCUGCUCCCA
Molecule: messenger RNA, 1086 nt
Organism: Orcinus orca (killer whale)
Lineage: Eukaryota; Metazoa; Chordata; Mammalia; Artiodactyla; Delphinidae
Product: pterin-4-alpha-carbinolamine dehydratase-like
Exons: 1
Coding region: 110-559 (149 amino acids)
Biological process (GO): tetrahydrobiopterin biosynthetic process
Molecular function (GO): 4-alpha-hydroxytetrahydrobiopterin dehydratase activity
Source: RefSeq, a predicted model, not a curated record